Harpia harpyja (harpy eagle) is the source of this 1418-nucleotide messenger RNA. It is a transcript of the gene REEP5, whose product is annotated as receptor accessory protein 5. The transcript is spliced from 5 exons. The record is from RefSeq and is a predicted model, not a curated record. NCBI's taxonomy places the organism in Eukaryota, Metazoa, Chordata, Aves, Accipitriformes, Accipitridae. The coding region runs from base 109 to 678 and encodes 189 amino acids.
GGGUCGGUGGGCGGGCGCGGGGCGGCGCCACAGGCAGAGCCUGCCGCUCGGCCGCCGUCCGCCCGGGGCUGUGGAGGUUGAGGAGCCGGCGCCCGCGGCGGCCUCGCCAUGAGCGCGGCGAUGAGGCAGAGGUUUGACCGGUUCCUGCACGAGAAGAACUGCAUGACCGCCGUGCUCGAGCGGAUCGAGAGCAAGACCGGCGUCAACCGCACGUACAUAGCCACCGCCAUCGUCGGGGCGGUGGCCGUGUACCUGGUGGUGGGCUACGGCGCGUCCCUGCUCUGCAACAUCAUCGGCUUCGGCUACCCCGCCUACGUCUCAAUCAAGGCCAUUGAAAGUCCCAACAAAGAUGAUGACACACAGUGGCUGACUUACUGGGUUGUGUAUGGUGUUUUCAGCAUAGUGGAAUUCUUCUCUGAUAUCUUUCUGUCCUGGUUCCCUUUCUACUACAUGCUAAAGUGUGGCUUCCUGUUGUGGUGCAUGGCUCCAAGUCCUUCUAAUGGGGCAGAGUUUCUCUAUCAUCGAAUUAUCCGGCCUUUCUUCCUGAAGCACGAAGCUCAGCUCGACAGUGUUGUUAAAGACCUGAAAGACAAGGCUGCAGAGACUGCAGAUACCAUCACUAAAGAAGCCAAGAAAGCAACAGUGAACUUACUGGGUGAAGAAAAGAAGAGCACUUAAACUGUUAACUGGAUAAAGUUUCCCUACCACCUCUUUAUGAAGCUUGAUGUUACUGGGAACUGUGGUAUAAUUUUAAUAAUACUGCCUUGGAAACAUUUUGAUAUAUUAAAGGAAUGUGUUUUAAGUUUGCUUACUACUUUGCUGUGUCUGAUGAUAGAAAAUAAGCAUUUUUAUUUAAAAGCAAUGCAGUGGGCAGCAUCUGAAGCUUAAUGAAAAUAUUUUAUUCAUCUUCAUGCAGAAGAAAUCUUUCAGUAAUCUCUUUCUGCAGUAACUUAAAUAAAAAGUAUAUAUCCCACAGCCUCUGCACUUUAGUUGUCUCUUUGUGUAUGUAAUUACUCUUAACAUUUUGACUGUGGUUCAUCUGGUGACAUGAAGCUAUUGUAUAAGGAAAGUACUAGUUUGACGUAUCUUCUUGAAUAUACAGGGAAUUACUGUGAAAGAUGGCAUAACAAACAGAUGUAUUCCCCACCAAUGAAGUUGUAAAUGACAAAACUACAUGUUCUGGGCAGCUGAUGAGAGAGAUUAUUCACUGUUGCAUGUUUUGUUGUAACACAAUAUUUGGUACUGUGUGUAUAUUCUUAAAUGGAUAGAUACUAAAUAUAGGAAAGAGUAACUUCAUUCAAGUGAUCAAGCUAGCUGGAAAUGGAUGCAUUAAAUUGCACAAGAUACUAGCACAAGAUGACUAAAGUACAGCUCCUUGCCUCCUCUUGCUAAAUAAAGUUGUCAUCUAAAAUUGUUAA